Messenger RNA from Triticum turgidum subsp. durum (durum wheat), 7326 nucleotides. NCBI's taxonomy places the organism in Eukaryota, Viridiplantae, Streptophyta, Magnoliopsida, Poales, Poaceae. The record is from the annotation of a GenBank genome assembly.
AUGGGAGAUGGAGGAGUCGCGUGCGCCGUCCCGCCUCAGCGUGCAGUGGAGGGCUUCCGUGCCGACGCCCUCGUGAGGGGAGAAGCGAUGCCAAACAAGGGGGAGAAAGCAGCGCACGGCCACCACCAUCACCACCACCACCACCACCACCGCAAGCACUACUCGGCUUCAGCUGCCGACCUCGAGGAAGGGGAGCUGCUGCUCAAUGGAGAGGCAGACAACACACGGGACUUGGACAGGACCAUACCUCCCAAGAAAUGGCGCAAGUUGCUGCCUUCCUCGCCAGCUGCAGAGUUGGAGCCGGGGGAGAUUGUAAGCAUGCCAUCAGAGCCAACAAGGAAGAUAAGGAGGAACGUGGAGCUUGACAAGACUGAGUUUGUGCCUGUGACGCAGAGGAAAGGUAAGUCUGACAAGAUCGGGAGAAAGUCUAAUAAAGAUGUGGUGGAGCCAGCGGAGGUUACUCCACUGGGAAAAAAACGGGACCGGGAUCAUAGCGGCAAGACAUGUUUGUCAGCUCACAUCCGCGAGGAUGGGAAGAAAGGCACUUCACAGGAGCCUGGUGAGAUUAAGCCAGAGAGCAGCAGCACUGGCAGUGCUAGGAAGAGCCAGGCAGUAGAGCCCGAGAGCAACCACCGCAAACACCAAGCUGAGACAUUCACUCAAUCAGGGUCAAAAAGUCGAAGGAAGGGAGAGCCAAAGACUUCUUCUGGUGGGAAGCAUUUGUCUGGAAGAAAUCAUGAUAUCUUGCCACAAAUACGAGAUCGGCAUGAUCGGCUUGAGAGGAGCCCAGGCAUCUUGGGACGCUUUCCUCAUGACCGCAUUCGCCAUGAGAGGAGCCCAGGCCGCAUGGAGCGCUCCCCACGAGACCGGGACCGUGGUCGUCACUGUGAUAACAGAGACCGCAGCCCGUACAUUUCACCACGACACAGAGCACGCCAGGCCCAUCACAGGGAUAACACACCGAGCCGCAUUGAUAAUUCCCCUCGUGGGAGGACUCAGCACGAGGACAUCAGAGACCGAACUGCGCUCUCUCAUGAUAAAUCACCAUCUGAACGUGGUCGAACAACUGACAUCCAUGAAGCAAGUAAGAAGAGCAGGGGUGCUAAGCUUGAAAGCAACAACCUAGAAAAUGUGCCGCACAAAAACAAGUCAAUGAAGCAACCAACUAAGAGUAAUAGUGGUAGCAACAUAAAGAGUGAGGAGAGGAUCUCCAAGGGGAAGGCAUCCGAGGGCGUUCAAUGCACUGAGUUGCUGCCACCACCUCCGUUGCCACCACCGCCGCCGCCUCCGCCUCCACCUCCGCCUUUACCACCUAAUAUGCCUCCUCCCCUGCCCCCGCCACCAGUACCUGAGCAGCUGAAUGAUCUCGCUGAAGAUGCCUCAAUGGAAGAAGACAUGGAUAUCUGUGACACCCCACCUCACACCAGUGAAGCACCUGAACUCAGUACUGAGCCCACUAUUAUCAUGGGAAAGUGGUUUUACCUUGACCAAUUUGGUGUUGAGCAAGGACCUACCAAGCUUGCUGACUUGAAGAAACUGGUAGAAGACGGAUAUCUUCUUUCUGAUCAUCUAAUAAAGCAUGCUGACAGCAAUAGAUGGGUGACUGUUGAGAAUGCAGCUUCACCAUUGGUUCCAUCUGAUAUUCCCUUGGUGUAUGCGGACCUUUCUUCACAGAAGGUUAGCCCUCCAGAAGCCCCAGGAAAUCUGCUCGACGAAGCUCGAGAAGGAGCAGCUUUGUUGGCAUGGAGUGCUGAGGAUGAAGAGGAAGCUUCUGAAGAACAGAAGGAAGAUCUCUACAUUGAUAAUAGGGUCGAGGCACUAAUGUAUGGAGCUACUAUGGUGGAUGGACAUGAGCUUGAUAUUCUUGGAGAGGUUUUGGAUGCACAUUUUGAGCCUGUUGAUUGGGAAAGGUGUAGUUACCCUGAAGAUUUUCCUAGGUUCCAAGGCCAACCUGCAAGAGAUGAUGGGAUCAACAGAAGCAUUGGAUUCGUCAGUGGUGUUGGUCCUGUUGGGAGGGAAAAGUUUUAUCAUAAUGUUGAAUGUAGCGAGUGGUUUUCUGGUAGAUGGUCUUGCAAAGGUGGUGACUGGAAGAGGAACGAUGAAUUCAACCAAGAUAAGCCUUACAGGAAAAAGCUUGUCCUGAAUGAAGGCUAUGCUCUUUGUCAGAUGCUGAAGGGCAAUCAUGAGGAUCCCCGCUGGCACUGCAAGGAAGACCUCUACUACCAUGUACCUGCUAAAAAGCUUGAUCUGCCGUUGUGGGCAUUCUCAUCGACAGAAGAGGACACUGACAGUGUUGAUGAUGCCAGUGCUAUUAUACCUGGAAGGUUAUGCCAGAAUCAGAUUAGACAACUUCCAAAGGGAGUGAAAGGGAUGACGCUUCCAGUUGUUAAGAUAAAUGCUCGGGUUGUCAAGGAUCAGUCCUCUGUCGAACCAUGCAUAAAGUCCAGAGCAGCUGAGCGGUCACUUUCUAGAUCUUCACGCUCCCACUCAACUGGAACUGAUAGGAAUUCUGUUCAUGAAGGUUUGUCUCAUUUCAAGAAACAUCAUGAACAUGAUUUACAAAGUCUGCAGAAGUCCAAGUCUGUUCCAAACAUCCCAGAGGACCAUGUUUGCACUGUUGAAGAAUUGUCAGUCAAACUGGGUGACUGGUACUACAUGAAUGGAACUGGACAUGAGCAUGGCCCAUUUUCUUACUCUGAGUUGCAAAAGUUAGUUAAAAAGGGCACUAUUAUUGAACAGAGCAGUGUGUUCAGAAAGAUUGAUAACACAUGGCUUCCAGUUGUUAAGGAUAUGAAAUCUGAGUCUGCUGCUCGCGAUGGAGGGCCAGGAAGUUCAGAUUCUACUUCUGCUCUUGUGGAGCAGUCCAACACUGUUGUGAACCAUGGAGCUGGUAGGUUCCAUGAGUUGCACCCCCAGUUUGUGGGUUAUACACGUGGUAAGCUGCAUGAACUAGUCAUGAAGUAUUUCAAGAGCAGGGAGCUUACUUUAGCCAUAAACGAGGUCUUGGAUCCAUGGAUCGCAGCAAAGCAGCCCAAAAAGGAAAUAGAAAUGAACUUUCUUAACAAUUCAGCUUCAAGGAAAAUCCUGCCAGAAGAUGCUGGGUCUGUAAAAAGGGCAAGGCUGCUACCUAAUCAAAGUGACGAAGAUAUCAAUAUGUAUGAGGACAUCCUUGCCAGUCAGAAUGAUGACUGCUCUUUUGAAGACUUAUGUCAUGAUGCUGCUCUUGUUGAAGAGAACUCUACUAAUUCCGUAGCUGGAAGUGACAGCUGGGGUUUACUGAAUGUGCAUGUGUUAGCAAGAAUCUUCCAUUUUCUGAGGGCGGACAUGAAAUCACUGAUUUCUUCUGCAGCUACCUGUAAGCUCUGGAACACUGGUGUUCAGUACUACAGGAACACAUGUAGAUUCGUUGAUUUUUCUUCUGUUGGCCUUCAGUGCACUGAUUCUGUGUUUCAUGGUGUUAUGGCUGGUUAUGAGAAGCAAAAUAUAAGAACACUGAUUUUAGUUGGGUGUUCAAAUCUGAGCUCUCUUGCCCUUGGGGAAGUGCUAGUGCAGUUUCCGAACAUAUGUUAUGUGCACAUUCAGGGUUGCAGUCAGCUAUGGGAUAUGAAAAGCAGAUUUCACCAUAUUAAAUGGAUUAAGAGCUCUUUGAAUCCUGAGGAGUCACUCCAGAAAAUUAAAAGCCUGAAGCAGAUAGAUGAUGGAAAUGAUUAUGCAUCCAAAGUUGCAAGGAACUUGACCAGUCAGCUGGGUGGUUCUGAUGAACUUGACGGCUAUUUUGCUGAUAUCUCAAAUAGAGAGAAUGCCAAUCUUUCCUUUGGGCAAGGUUUCUAUAAACGAUCAAAAUGGCUUGAUGCUAGAAAGUCCUCUGCUGUUUUGUCGAAGGAUGCACAACUAAGGCGUUUGAUGCAGAGGAAGGCCGAGAAUAGCUACCGGAAGAUGGAAGAGUUUGUCAUCAAUAGAUUGAGAGAAAUCAUGAAGAGCAGCAGAUUUGAUUUCUUCAUUCCAAAGAUUGCAAAAAUUGAAGGUAGGUUGAAAAGUGGAUAUUAUGCUCGGCAUGGCUUUAGUUCUCUCAAGAACGAUAUUCGGUCUAUGUGCCGUGAUGCAUUGAGAUAUAAAGGCCGAAGUGAUUUGGGAGAUAUGAAGCAAAUUGUUGUGUCCUUUAUCCAGUUAGCAAAGAGACUCGGUAACCCACGAUUGAUUUCUGAGAGAGAUGGAGCAGCAGCCCAGAAGGACAAUUCUGACACGAGUCAAUAUUCUUCAGACGCAAAAUUAAAAAAGAAACAAAAUAAAACUACGGGGGAAAGGAGGGGAGCAAACUGGGCUACUGCCUCUGCUGGUGCAGAUGCUUCAUCCCGUGCCUUUGACCGUGAAAUUAAAAGAAGCCUAUCUAAAUUAAAGAAAAUGGAUGUUGAUUCUGGGAGUGAGACAUCUGAUGAUGAUGAUGGAUACUCUGAAGGUGAUGAAACUGAGAGUGAAACUACUGUUUCUGAUACAGAGAGUGACCUUGACUCAAAUUCUGCAGCAUGGGACUUAAGGGGAAAUGGUAUGAAGUUGUUUGAAUCUGGUGACUCUGUCGGGGAUGAUCGUGGAUGGGGUGCUCGCAUGACAAAAGCAAGCCUUGUCCCUCCUGUUACUAGGAAGUACGAAGUGAUUGAGAAGUACCUUAUUGUAGCAGAUGAGGAGGAAGUACAACGAAAAAUGCGGGUUGCUUUACCUGAUGACUACUCUGAGAAGCUGCUCUCGCAGAAGAAUGGUACUGAAAAUUUGGAGAUUCCAGAGGUUAAGGAUUAUCAACGUAGAAAGGUACCUGGGGAUGAAGUUCUUGAGCAAGAAGUAUACGGCAUAGAUCCAUACACACAUAAUCUCCUGCGUGACAUUAUGCCAGCCGACGUUGGCUUGUCAUCUGCUGACAAACAUACCUUUAUUGAGGAGGGUCUUGGAGUUGUUUGCAACAAAAAGGGUGGAUUUGGCAUGGAUGACUUUGUUAUUGAGUUCUUCGGGGAGGUUUACCCUUCUUGGAGAUGGUAUGAAAAGCAAGAUGGUAUUAAACAUAUACAAAACAACAGUGAAGAUCAAGCUCCUGAGUUUUAUAACAUUAUGUUAGAAAGACCAAAGGGGGACCGUGAUGGAUAUGACUUGGUUUUUGUUGAUGCUAUGCACAAGGCUAACUAUGCAAGCAGAAUCUGUCAUUCAUGUAACCCCAACUGUGAAGCAAAAGUGACUGCUGUGGAUGGUCAAUACCAGAUUGGAGUCUACACUGUUAGGCCGAUUGCAGAAGGCGAGGAAAUCACUUUUGAUUACAACUCUGUGACUGAGAGUAAGGAAGAGCAUGAAGCAUCGGUUUGCCUCUGUGGAAGUCAAGUAUGCCGGGGCAGCUAUUUAAAUUUUUCUGGAGAGGGAGCUUUCGAGAAGGCUUGCGAAGCAAACACUGUCUCCCAACAAGACUUGAUUGACUUGGGUAGAGCUGGUCUUGGUACCUGUUUGCUUGCUGGUUUGCCUGGGUGGCUUGUUGCUUACACGGCCCAGCUGGUGCGGUUUAUAUUCUUCGAGAGGCAGAAACUUCCUAAUGAGAUCUUUAAGCACAACAUGGAAGAGAAACGCCAGUUUUUUACAGAUAUAAAUAUGGAUUCCGAGAGGAAUGAUGCUGAGGUUCAGGCUGAGGGUGUAUUAAAUUCUAGAUUACAGCAUUUAACUCAUACACUUGAUAAGGUAAGGUAUGUUAUGAGAUGUAUAUUCGGGGACCCCAAGAAUGCCCCCCCUCCUCUGGUGAGGCUUACCGGGAGAAGUCUAGUGUCUGCCAUCUGGAAAGGGGAAGGCUCAUUAGUUGAUGAGCUCCUUCAGUCAAUUGAACAUCAUGUUGACGAAGAUGUACUUACUGAUCUCAAGGACAAAAUUCGGCUUCAUGAUCCAUCUGAUUCUGAAGACAUCGAGGGAGACAUCCGAAAUUCUCUGUUAUGGUUGCGUGAUGAGUUGCGAACUCUUUCAUGCACAUACAAGUGCCGUCAUGACGCUGCUGCUGAUUUGAUUCACAUGUAUGCUUACACAAAGUGUUUCUUCAGAGCCCGAGACUACAAGACCGUAAAGUCUCCACCAGUUCAUAUCAGUCCUCUUGAUUUAGGUCCCAAAUAUGCUGAUAAACUGGGACCAGGUUUCCAGGAGUACAGCAAGACGUACCCAGAGAACUAUUGCUUAGCACAGCUUAUCUAUUGGUACAGCCAGAAUGCAGAACCCGAAUCUAGACUGACAAGAGCUAGAAAGGGUUGUAUGUCAUUACCAGAUGUGUCCUCUUUCUAUGUAAAGUCUGUAAAGCCAACUCAAGAGCGAGUUUAUGGCACCAGAACUGUGAGAUUCAUGCUAUCACGGAUGGAGAAACAGGCCCAACGUCCAUGGCCGAAGGACCGGAUAUGGGUGUUCAAGAGCGACCCAAGAUUCUUUGGCACUCCAAUGAUGGAUGCUGUGCUGAAUAACAAUUCUCCUCUUGAUAAGGAGAUGCGGCGGCAGAUGGAUGGGGAUAGCAGUUGCGGCGGCGGCGACGAACGAGGGAGCACACCGCAGCCACAGAAGCAUGCUUCGGCGGGGAUCGACCCCGAUAGAGCAGUUGGGAUGGAAUGUAGAAUGGAAACCACACUUCUAGCUAGAGCUGUCACAAAAGCAACCAAUACAAGAUUCUCUUUUCCUUUUGUUGCUGACAAUCAAUGGACUUUUAAUCAGUUUAGAUCUGCCAUAUGUGCUCAAUAUCCAUGGGGUCUAUAUGAUGCAGUGGAAUUCAGGUACUGGGACAUUGACAAAACAGCUUGGGUCCCUGCCCAGUGUGAUGAUGAGCUUGGUAUCAUGUUUGCAAUACAUGAUUCUUUCCCUGCUAAACUAGAAAUCAGUGUCAUACAAAGGAAGAGAGGAGAGCCAGAGAGCAGAGGAACAAGAUCUCAGUCUAGGUCUAGAGAUAAAGGUAGGACCAGCCAAUCAAGGGGCACGAAAAGAAAUGCUCAUAAUAGAGGCAACAACAGUUCAAUGCAGGCACCAGGAACACCUGAUGUAGAAGUUCCUAAUAAUGCAGGUCCCUCUCAUAGUAGAGAUUCAGUUGACCCCUAUACUGAAGAGGGACUACCAGAUGAUUGGCCAAGUGAUGAUGAGGAUGAAAAGUUGUUUCCACAGUUUGUAACAAGGAAGAAGGGCAAGGAGAAAGAUGAUGAGGGGGAAGAUUAUGUUCAACCCCCUGAAGGCAUGUUUGAUGUUCUCAUUUCCUUUUUUGCUGCAUUUAAUGUUCUCGUUUCAAUUGUAGCCCAAGGAAGAACUACAAAAAGGCAGCUGAUAGAGGGAUGUCACUAG